GCCUAGCAACUUCUAAUUUAAAAUAAAUAAAGAAAACUUUAUGAAAGCUUUGAAAAUCGCUUAUACUAGUUAAAGAAAAAGUCGCUUCUUUUUUUUUAAAGUAUGGCAGAAAUGAAAAAAAUUAACGAAGAAAUCUCUAACGAGAAUAGCACAAAUGAGUUCCUAUUUUACGAAAAGACUUGUGAAGCGUACAAAGACGAUGACGAAGAAAUAAAAAUGAUUUUUAAUGAGAUUAAAAAGCUAUCAGAUCCAAAAAAUAAAGAUACUGAAAUUGGUGAAGAUGUUGAAGAUGUAGAGUUGAUUUUAAGAAGAGCUGAGGACAUAUCUAAUGAGACUGAGAAUUUAUUAAAAAGUAGCCCUAUUGCUACUGUCUCGAACGGCUUUUAUCCACACACUGAUCCAGGAAGUAUCCCAAAAAUUAAAGUCACAAAACCAAGUGAAAAUAUUCAGAAUGAGAAUAAAAAUACAGUUGCCAAGAGCAAUCAAAAUUUUAAACAUACCAACAAAGAGGAAACGAGACGAAAAACUAAAUCUAGACCUUUCUCCGCUGGAGUUAUAGAUUCUAAGAAAAAAGAUGAUGUGAAAGUUACAAGAUUAGCGACGAGCUCAACGAAAAAAAACCCUAAUACAAAAAACGAUACCGUUUUAGAAGAAUUGAAAGACACAAUCGAGAGGGUUAAAAGUUUAGAACUAUUGAAUGUCAAACUGAACGAGGACAACAAACAGCUUCGUAACAAACUAGAACAAGUAAACGAGGAAAAGUAUGUGGUGGAUUUAAAAAUAGCCGAAUGUGAAAGAUUCAUACAGAGACUGUCUAAGGAAUAUGAAAAUAAAAACACUGAAUUAAAAACAAUGAAACAGAAAGAAAACUGUCAUUUAGCUGAAUUAAAUAAGGCGAAGGAUGAUAGAAGACAGUUGGCGAUACAGCGCGAUAAAGACGGCAUUGUAAUACAAGAUUUGCAAAGACAAGUUAAAGAAAUGGAAAUGAUUCUGAAAAGAAAGCAUCCGGACUCGGUGUCGGCUUUGAUAGUUGCAUCAAAAUCAUCUUCCGUCGAAGACAAUAAAAAAAAGUUAUUGGAAGAAAGAAUAGCUAGGCUGGAGCAAGAAUUGAAAGAUAAAGAAAAUCAUUUUCAGAGCAUUCUAAUGACCCUCCAAGAGAAGUUUGGUGAUAUGAAGCAAAAGUACGAGAGUCACAUCAUCGAUGUUGAACGACAGCUGAUGGAUGACAGGAAGGUUAAUAACGACCUGAAAAACAAAAUCAACAGACAGAAUAUGAAGCAUGUGGCUGUCCAAACAGUUAUGAGACCGCAGACCAGUGUCUGUACGCAGACCGUGUUUAAAACGGAUAGGGCAACGUCAGCGGUUAGCCGGCUAACACAGAACUCGGCUCUCAUAUUCAAUAAGCUGAAAGAAGACAGCUAUCUGGUAGCGACUAUCAAGGGCCUGCAAGCCGAACUCACGGCGAAACAGCGGACAAUAUCCAAAAUCAACAGAGAGACAGAGGAAUUGAGAAAGAAUUUGAGAAACUUGCAUAAAGAAAAAGAAGUUUUGAUACAUCUGAAUCCACAAAAGAAGGGCUGUAAGCAGGCGAAGUCGACGGAGAAUAUACUGUCAAGAGUGAACACGGAAAUGGAAGCUGAAUUGUCUCAAAUUAAGAAGGAGAAAGAAAUAUACAAGGAGGAAAGAUCCGGUCUGCUCUCGUCGUUGAAGAGAACUAACGAGGACCUCAUACUGUUGAAGAAGAAAAGAAUUCAGGACCUUCACACGUUACAACUGGCCCAUGAGAAGGAGUUGAUGCAGAUGAACAUGCAACUGUAUCCGCUGCAAGAAGAAAUAAAACUCCUGAACAGAACAGUUGAAAUACUCCAGGACCGGGUCAGGGCAGCGGAGGACAAACUGCUCAGAUCCAACAGCGGCCAUAAUGACGUCAACGCUGGCGGUGAUAACAACAUCAAACACAUACGCUCGUAGAACUUGAAGGUAUUCGUUUAUCAAAAACGAAACCUCUCAGCGUUCCACGGAUUGUUCGAGCGGGCGCCGGGUCCAUCGCGUUGCAGGGAGAGCAGCUUCAAUAGUGCUUCAACAAUGGGUGAGACUUGUCACUCGGCUGUAGCUUUAAGGGCCCCGAUCUAACGCGCUUUAAACACUUACCUCCACCGUCCAAGCUCCUCUCUAUCUAUCAAAAUUUGUUUCGACUUUUCUAAGUGACAAUUUAAUUAUGUGAUAGUUUUAAUGUGACUCAGCCCGCGACUGUUUUUCGAUGUAGCAAGUUUUCUUCUAUUGUUCUAAGUGCACGUUUUUUUUGCUGUUUUCGGGAAUCGACCGGUGAUAACAAUUCUUGAAUGCUCGACAUUUACAUAUUUUUAAAUUGACAAAUAUGAAACUUAGCGUGCGUCGGCCUAAUAUCUUAAGUUUAAAUACAUUUCAAAUUAAUUACGGACUGAUGUUUCUAAGGAACUACCUAUUAGUAACUCUGUUCUAUUUUAUUACUUUGUGUUAACAACACGUUUUGAAAGUUGACAUUUUCUCGUUAUCCGUCGUAGCAUUCUGUUCGCAUCGCGCAGCUGUAAAUACGCGGUAUCUCUAACUCAAAUGUCUUACAAAUUCAUUUUUAUAAAACAUUGUCGAUUUAUAGCCAUAUAUUGAGAAUGUUACGUCUGUUUUUGUAUUCAAAUAAAUAAAAUUUAUAUAUAUAUUAAUUAUGUUUGCAAGGUAAGGUAUAAAUAUUUUUAAUUCUCUCGAUAAUUACUUGUUAUGUUGUACCGUCAUUUCGUUUAUAUGAGCAUUGAACCGUAAAUUUAUAAUUUUUGAAUUCAAAUCAUCAUUUAUCGAAAGUUCCUCGAACUUUUAACAAUGAAUUAUGUCCAUAUAAGGAAUUCCUAAAGGUUUGUGAACUUUGGUAAUUCAAGUAAAGUCGUUAUUAUCACGUGACAGGGAAAAAAUGCGUUUAAAAACUAUUAAGUCAUUACCGAAUCGACAUUCGUUAAGAGUGACAAAUAAAUUUAGUUCAUUUAUCUAAACGCCAUACGUUAUCGUGUCUUUAAGAUUAAAAUAUCGAUGAAUAUUUUUGUAGUUCAACGAACUGUGAUUGUUUAUUAAAUAUUUUUUUUCUUAACGAAUGCUAUUACAGCAACUAUAAAAUAACAAGUGCCUGGACAGAAAAAAUAUCUAGUCAAAUUAUAAGAAGUGAUAUUUAAUUUAAGCGUACUUAGUAUUGAAUUAAAUACAUAUGUGAAUUUAAUGUUGUGCCUUAAUAAAGCUAUUUGGGCUA
This is a messenger RNA of Danaus plexippus (monarch butterfly), 3271 nucleotides long. Its product is annotated as centrosomal protein of 162 kDa. Gene Ontology annotation, cellular component: axonemal microtubule; centrosome; centriole. Bases 103 to 1971 code for a protein of 622 amino acids. The transcript has 5 exons. The record is from RefSeq and is a predicted model, not a curated record. NCBI's taxonomy places the organism in Eukaryota, Metazoa, Arthropoda, Insecta, Lepidoptera, Nymphalidae. Gene Ontology annotation, biological process: cilium assembly.